UUUGCUAGGGUUCGAAUCAGAUAAUCUGCAACAAACAAAAAUGGCUUUCGCUGGUCGUAUCAGAUCCGGGAUCUCCUUCUUCAAGACCAUCGCCGUCUCAGAGUCCGUCUCCUCUGCCAGAUCUUUUCCCAGUGGACGCCCGCUUAUCCCAGCGUUAAGAGAUUAUGCAACAGCUUCAGCUCAGAAAAAUGUUAAGGUGCCUGUGGCUUUAGUUGGUGAAUCUGGGAACUUUGCUUCAUGGCUAUACAUUGCAGCUGUGAAAAUGAAUUCAUUGGAAAAGAUUGAGUCUGAUCUUUCUGAGCUUGUUGAGGCUAUGAAGACAAGCCCUACUUUCUCACAGUUUACUAAGGAUCCUUCUGUUCCUAGAGAGACAAGACUGGCUGCUAUUGUGGAUGUUUGUGAUAAAGCAAAGUUUGCUGAACCCACCAAGAACUUCCUCUCUUUGUUAGCUGAGAAUGGGAAGCUGAAGAACCUAGACGUGAUUGUGAAAAAGUUCAUGCAGCUGACAACAGCACAUAGAGGAGACGUCAAAGUCUUGGUUACCACCGUCAUGCCACUUCCCCCUGCUGAGGAGAAGGAACUUAGGGAAACACUUCAAGAGAUCAUUGGAGAAGGGAAGAAAGUAACUGUGGAACAGAAGAUUGAUCCGAGUAUCUAUGGAGGAUUAAUAGUAGAGUUUCAACAAAAGGUGUUGGACAUGUCAAUCAGGACAAGAGCACAGCAGAUGGAGAGGCUCCUCCGUGAACCUGUUGACUUCACCAACCUUUAAAAAAAAUCUCGAGAGUUUUUCCUUAAAAACAUGUUUGUGAUGCUGCAACCCAGUUGACAAAAAUAAACAUAUGAAACCCUCCACCUGGGGAAACAAUACAUUGUCUUUUUUGAAAAUUUGUCAUUGCAUUUGUUUCGAAUUUGUUGUUUUUGCUUCGAAAUAAGCUUUUGGAGAGAUUAUUUUACAUUUGACUAUUUGAGAGAAUAAAGAAGUCAAUUUGGUAA
This is a messenger RNA of Eruca vesicaria subsp. sativa (arugula), 993 nucleotides long. Lineage: Eukaryota; Viridiplantae; Streptophyta; Magnoliopsida; Brassicales; Brassicaceae. The record is from the annotation of a GenBank genome assembly.